GUCACUUCUGACCUACUCGACCACACCACUCGUGAUCAUGGUACAUGGUACGAAGUAGUAGAUCGAUCAAUGGAAGUGAUGAGCCAAUUAACCAAUGCUCAAGGAGAAACUGGGACCAAGCUACGUCGUGAAAUAUCAAGCGACGCAAAAGCAAUCGGCACUCUCCAGAGGAUUGUUAGCUGUAAAAAUUGUAAAGAAGAGCUGCGGCAAAGAGCCAUUUGGAUUCUCAGACGAUUGUACAAGGAUACUAUCGGAACAAACAUAUCAGCUAAUUUCGAUUUUCUCAAAAGAGGAAAUAGUUAUUGCAGAGAAGACUUUGUUAGGCUGCUAGUGAACAUCUUUACUCACAAUAACGAGUAUAGCAGCUCCAUCAGAGGAUAUGCAGGAGAAGCACUGUCUGAGAUAUGUUCCCUUGGCCGAAUUAGUGAUGCCACAAUUGUCAUACAAACAAGUGGUGAUGUUGUUGAUAGUUUCGCUCAAGUGCUUUUACAUGAAGAGGACAAGACAUGCGGACAAGCAGCUGCUGAAAUUCUUGAGCAUCUAUGUACCCAUUACACCAAGGAUGAUGAAUACCUUCGCAAACUUAAGAAGGCAAUCCUCGGGGUGAUUGGAAAAAUACUUUGUUGUGGAGACGUAACGCAUAAUGGAAAAGACAUAGAAAGCCUGUGUGAUGGCAAAGAAGAAUACAGUGAUCGGGACAAGAAGUACGAGGGAUUCCAGGUGGACGCACUCUCAAGUAUGCCAUUGAACUUGCUAUCGCCAUUGUUAUCCCUUUGUGGCACAGUCUACGACAUGAGGUUGAUCAUUGAUUUGCAUCCUCAGUUGGAUGCAUCUAACUUUCUAAACAAGCUCAAGCAGAUAGUAGUUGAAAAAAGUGACUCCACCGUCGAAAACUUGUCAUUGUGCAAGGCUACCGGUAAUAUGGUCAUAUCAAUGAUGAAAUACUACACUAGUGGCGGGUUCUUCAAGCAAGAGGACUUUGGAAGCUUGAUAGAGGCACUCUCUGGUACUUCCAAGAAAAUGCUGGAUCUCGACUACUCAGUGGUUUGUUCUUCUGCCAGCAGCUCCGAAACUAGAAUGAAGCUUGAUGGGCGCACUCUCGCGUCCCUCGUGAGAGAAGCGAAAGAACUGCUUGCUACCAGGCUACCAUCUGCCUCUUUCGGUGGUUGAUUUGCAAUCAUGUUUAGAUACUCUUUCUGUAUUUUCUUUCACUGAUUGGUUAUGUAUUUUGUACAAAGACUAUGCAUUUGUGUGUAGUUUUUUCUGUCAGUGUACUUCUCAUGAAGAAAAUGUCGUUUACAUAUUAUUUGUAAUAUCUGUGUUUGUGAUCAGUGAGAGAGAAUGUUCUGUCACUGUAUCUGAAUCUGA
Messenger RNA from Triticum dicoccoides, 1368 nucleotides. RefSeq lists its product as uncharacterized. The record is from RefSeq and is a predicted model, not a curated record. The coding region runs from base 70 to 1170 and encodes 366 amino acids. The transcript is spliced from 2 exons. Lineage: Eukaryota; Viridiplantae; Streptophyta; Magnoliopsida; Poales; Poaceae.